AUGACUCUCAGGUAAGUAGAAGAUUAUGUUUCUUUCUCUUAUACGAAGAGUCGUUUUCUUCCCUGUCAAAAUAACAAUAAUAAUCAGAAGUACGAUUUCAUUGAAACAGAAUGUUUAAUGUGAAUGAAGUCCGUCAAUAGGAAGUAUUGGUCUCCAGAGUUAGAAUAGGCUAUUAAUUUCGAGUCCAGAGAGCCCAACCUAUCUCCGGUUUCUGCACUACGUUCAAUUUCACGCUGACACGCCAUUUUCAUUUUUUUAAGUAAUCUUUAUUUCCUAUCCUUUUACGUUAUCAUCAGCUUUUUGACUUUGACUUGAUUUUGUGAAUGAACUUCUUAUUUUCUUGAAAAUAUGAAAUUUCAAAACCGGAAGUCGGAAAAAACUUGGGGAAAAAACCUCCUGGUUAAGAUUUGAAAACGAACUUUUAUUUACUAACAAUCUUCUGCACCUAAUUUUCUCCCUGGAAACAAGCUUGGUUUUGCAGCAACAGCAGUUCAAAUCGCGUGCCAGUGUAUGACGAGAGCGGACGUCUAGGGUAUCAAAUGAUGUUCCAAAAUGGAAGAUUCGUUGAAUACAAAGCCCCUCCUUCGUAUUUGGAAUCUCUCAAGUUACAUUCUUGGUAAAUUUUUGUAAUGAUUUUAUCCCAAAUUUAAAAGUAUGACGUUAUUGAGAAAAUUGGCUUCCAGCAGUGCUCCCAAAAGUCGAACACAUUGAAAUGAACGUUUUUCAGUCCUUCUCAAAGUGCGCGGCAUCUACCUCCGAAUCAACCGAAACUUCUCAGCCACGCUCGUCAACAUCCAGACACUACUCUUCAGUAUUGA
Molecule: messenger RNA, 818 nt
Organism: Caenorhabditis auriculariae
Lineage: Eukaryota; Metazoa; Nematoda; Chromadorea; Rhabditida; Rhabditidae
Source: the annotation of a GenBank genome assembly